GCCCCAUGGAUCUUCCAUCCAGAGAGGAGCUGGGUGGAAGGAACCCAUUUUUUGAGCAAAGUCAAUGCAUUUGCCAUGCACACUUGGCUUGUUGGCAUCUUUGGGGGGCGAGGGAGGUUGAAAGCAGCUGGUUGAAGGCACCAGAAGGAGGGCCGGCGUGGGUGAAAUGAGGCUCACGGGGACCGUGACGCAUGCCAUGCUCCAGCAGUGGAUGGAUAAUGAUGAUGCGAUGAUGAGGAGUGUUUGCAUUUUUGCAGCAAGCUGGCAUGAAAUCCUGCCUUGUCUUAGCUGCGAUCAGAAAGCCUUUCCACUCUUCUCCUUUGCGUGACUUUUCUCAGCUCAUCUCCGCCGAAGGCGAAGGAGGCGAAAGGACAGAUGCUCUGAAAUAGACUUGGCCAAAAAGGGAUGUUUUGCAAGUAGCUGGAUUGCUCCUAGGUGCCAUUUUUGUCGUUCCUUUCCAAAUGGCUUCCAGGUUUCUCCAGUAGGCAAAUUCUGAACCUAAACCUGCAGUCCAUGGUGUUUGUCCCACACAUUUCCUUGCAUCAUGGAGGCCGUUGACGUCCCAGUGGGGAACCUCAUUGACUUUGACUCUGAGCCUUCCACCACCACCACCACCUCCGAAUCCCUCCCUACUGCCUCCCCAGCCACCAACGGCAGUGGAUUGCUGGAGCACCUGAAGGACAAUGUAGCCACCGUAGCCGAGGAGAGUGAUGCCACAGAAUCGGCGGACAGCGAGAAUGACACGACGGACUCGCCCACCCAUCACAGUUGGAAUAACCACCGCCGCUCUUCCUCGGAGUCCUACUCCUCCAACCAGAGCACCGAGUCUGCCAAGGAUGAGGCCACAAUGGAACAGCGGGAGUUCAUUCGGCAAUAUGUGGAGAAGCUCUUUACAAGCGGAGAGGAGUUUGACCAAGAAGAAAAGUCCAAGUUCGGGGAGCUGUGCAGCGGGGAGAACUCCAAAGGCAGAGAGUGGUUUGCCAGAUACGUGAGUGCCCAGCGCUGCAAUUCCAAAUGUGUCUCGGAGCAGACUUUCUAUCGUCUGGUGCAGUCCUUCGCUGUAGUGCUCUUUGAGUGUUAUCAAAUGGACGACUUCAGCCCUGCUAAGAACCUGAUGACCAUGUGCUUUACUUACUACUACAUCGGUAAGCCCCAAGCUUUGCCUCCCGAAUCCAAGGAGAAGGCCACCGGCAGCAUCGAUUCUUAUCUGAAGUCAGCAAACAGUUGGUUGGCAGAGAAGAAGGACAUUGCGGAACGGCUCCUGAAAAACACAUCCUCCAAGACCGAGAACGUGAAGGGCUUUUUCGGGAGCUUUGAAAGCAAGCUGAAAGGACCCGUGACCAAGAAAAAUGAAGAUGACGAAGAAAAACCAAGGGAGAAGAUCCAGAAAUCAGUUUCCCUCUACAGUCCUGAGGAAGAGGAAGAGAAAACAGGGGAGAAGAUUUACUUGUACAUGCAUCUGAAACAGCAGCCCAUCUGGCACACCUUGAGGUUUUGGAACGCAGCGUUCUUUGAUGCCGUCCAUUGCGAGAGGCGGAAACGGUCUCCCACCACCAGAGGGAAUGCUGGAGAGGAAGAGGAAACGAGGGAGAAGUGGUGCCACAUGACUCAAGAAGAGCGGGACGAUAGUCUGCGGUUUAAUGAAAAUAUCACCUUUGGUCAGUUGGGGACUUUCACUCACAACAUGCUGGCUUUUGGGUUGAACAAAAAGCUGUGCAAUGACUUCUUGAAGAAGCAGGCGGUGAUCGGCAACCUGGACGAAGAGCAGUACAAGCUCCUCAGUGAUCACAUUGAACAAAUGGCUGCCGAAUAGCGCCCUGACUUGCCUUCUGUUGCCGCAGCUGGGAAUAGAGAGCAAAGACGCCGGUAGGGGUGAAACGUGGCCAUCUCCAAGAUACGACCCGAAGCUUGCAACAGGCUUUCAAACAAAGAACAACAAAGCCAAAUGGACAUUGCUCUAAAAACCUGCAUGACCGUCAUCAAAACCAUGUAGCGCUGCGCCACUCAGCCCAUAGACGUAGGAGCACGGCGAUUCUAAGAUGUCCACUUUUCGCCGCCGCCGCCUCCUUCCCCGAGGCCUUGUUGCAUGAGCUGACUGAACUUGGUGGAGUUGGCCAGAAGGUCCAUGUAUGGAGCAGAGUCAGAUACGGUGGGGAGAGACAAGUAUAUAUAGUCACGGAGGAGGAGGAGAAGAGCUGAGAUUUGGAUGGGCCUCACCUUUCUCCCUUGAUUCUCUGAGCAUUGCUGCUGAAUAUUGUCUAUGUGUGUGUGAAUUCUUUUUAAAGCAGGAGAUGUCUGCAAAGUGUAAAAAACAAGUAGAACUGUGUACAAAAGAGAUGCAAGAGGGGAGAGAAGGGGGGAGAUGGUUGCUUUUGAUUGAUUUGGAAAGCUAUUGAUUCUGGAGAAAGCCAGUGUUUCUGUAGACCAGAAGGCUGAUCAUGUUGGUGGUGACUGGCAUACCGGCAUACACAUGCCAGUGGGAUCUGUCUGUCUGUCUAUCCAGCCAACUAUCCGUCCUCCCGUCCGUCCGUCCAUCCAUCCAUUUAUCCAUCCAUUUAUCCAUCCAUCCAUCCAACCAUCCAUCCUCCCCUUCCUUCCUUCCUUCCUUCCUUCCUUCCUUCCUUCCUUCCUUCCUCUUAUGUAUAUAUUUCAGAGGUAGUCAAGGAAAGUGGUAUCUUUUGAGUUUGGAAGAUGCCAUGGCUGGCAAACAUGCAAGGUUCCUGCAUACAGAAUAAGUCCCUAGAGUUUGCAAACACUGAAGAGUAUAAUGCCAUAAUGGUUCUCAUUGCCUUCUUGUUUGUAGUUGAGCCUGAGUAAGCCAUCGCCUUGAAAGAGUUUUGAGAAGGGGGUGCCAACCUUAUUUUAAGUGGUCUUUCAGAAAGAAUACUCUGGAGAGGAAGGAUCUUGGCAUACCCAACAACAGUGACAACCUGCCUUCGCCAAGGUGGUGCCAAUCCAUAAAGAUGUAUUUUUUUCUCUGCUUUGCGGCAGAACUUCUCAGUGGCCAAAGUGAAAUUUUCAAGAAAUUACACUGCUGCCAUUUCUUUUUUUUUCCUUCUCUCUCUUUCUAUAUAUAUAUAAAUAAAAGAUUGUUGUAGCAUUGAAUCUCCUCAGUGGUAAAUCUCAGAGCACUCCCCGGCUUGUCGGUUUGAGAAGAUUACUGUGUGCCAUCUGUCACAGUCUAUUUUGUGACAAUCUUAAGCUCUGUUUGCGUGACCACUUUAGGUGUGUUUGGUGCGUUUUCAACACUACUUGAUGUUUUCAGGUAAUUUUGACAGGCAGAAUGACAUUAAGGGUUGCGAAGCCUUCACCUCCUAGCUAAUUUUCUGGACCGCAACUCUCAUAACUCCAGAUUCUGGGAGUUAUAGUAAAGAAAAAGUAUUAUUUCAAAGCUCUGCUUCUACCAUUGCAAACUUGGCACACACAUUUCCAAUUGCUCCAACUCUGGUUUGUGGUGGCAAGCCAGCCUGGCAGGAGGAAAGCCAUGCAAACAUGCCCUUAAAACUAUCAUAACAGGAGACAAAGGUGUCCUGAAUUGCAGGAAUCCUGAACGCUGUGUUGGUCCCAAUUGGUUCUAGGUUGCCUUGAAGGAAGUUAUGGUAGGAUUGCGUGGUGUGUUUUUCAGUCAAUGCAAUGCGCCUUCAGUCUCAGGGGUCUUCCAGAAGGGUUUAUAAAGAAGUAUAAAUUCUUGAUUCUCAUAUUGUCACCCCGUCUCCAUUGAUUUCUUUCCAUACCACACCAAACAGAAUCCUAAUAUUUUUUUGCACUAAUAAAACUCAUAAAUCAUAAUUCCCAUAAUAUCACUGAAUGUAAUGGCAAAAGAGUUGUGAUGUAAACAACUAGCAAAACUAAAUCCAGUAACACCAAAAAUCCACCAAACAGUGAUCCCUUUAUUGUGCCAACCAAAAUGCACAAUAUGCGUGUUGUUCAAAGCUCCAUUGGCUUCUUCUUCAUCUUGCAAAGAUGUUAAAAACCAUACAGGAGGAAGAUGGUAGUCAUAGGCUUCAUUUGGCGGUUGAAGAAGCCAGUGGUGCUUCGAAAGCUUGCAACAUGUAUAUUGCACAUUUUGAUUUGGCGCAAUAAACGUAUCACUGUUUGGUGGACUUUGGAUGUUAUCGGAUUUGCUAUAUGGGCAACACAGUUACCCCUGGAUGCUUUUUUAAAAGCAAAACUAAAGUUAUACCUUUCAAUUGCAGUAUCACUUGCACAGCCUAAAUGUAUUUAUAGUUACAGUAUUUACGGUUCCAUUGGUUAAAGUGAACAUUUGGUAAGAAGUGGACCUUUUUAACAAGCAAAUCCUAAGGCCUCUCCUUUCUCUGUGCCCCAUUCAGACCAUCAGUUUUGCUGAGUUCCAGGGUUUUAAGCCAUUUUGCUUUACACUUUCCCAAAUGAUGCCCUUGCAUCCAUUUAUUCCAUUCUCUGGGGGGCUUUUUGCAACAGUGUUUUGGAUCAACGCUUGGAGCACCUCUAAAGCUUUUGUGUUUUAAACCUGGUCACUUGCUAUGAGCUGUUUCUGUGGUUUGCAGAGGAAAUGCUCACUUUUCUCUAUUUUCAGUUUUUCUUCUUAGAAUUAUUAUAAUGUCAUUUCACUGAGCACUAUAACUCCUUUCUAAAAAUCACAAAGAGAGGAGGAGGAGAAAAGUGAACAUAAUAUUUACGCAUGUCUGAGAAUUUAAAAAGAAAUUCUGUCCCAGGGAUUAGAAGCAUCUUUUGGAUGUUAAACAACCACCGCUGCCAAAAACGACACCGACAAAUAUUGUAACCUUCAGCAACUUUAAAAUCUUUAAUCCCAUGAUGGUUUUGUUUUUGUAUCCCUGAAAUUCCCAUCUUGGCCAAUAGAGAGUAUCAGAAGAACCAUUUUUUAAGGGAAACAGUACAUUGCAAAGCUGCUUCUAUUGUUGCUGCUGUUAUUUUCCUGGCUUUCAAUCAUGAGACUCAGGUUUUUCUCUGUAAGUACAUCACAAACUUGGUUCCUGCUUCUGUUGAUCAGAUGGAGAAAACUGUCUGCGUUUCGUGGGGCGUCUGGUGACUCCAAUAUCUGUAGAUAGGUAGGAUUGCAUUUCUUGCAUGAUGUUUAUCCCUCCACUUUGCACUUGGUGAAAAGGUGGUGCAAACCUCCCACUGUGGGUUGACACUUUCUUGGUGCACACUUUCAAGAAGUGUGGAAAGAGUUUGUCAUGUAGGGUCAACUUAUUUUGGUUCAUACCACCACAUCCACACUACAGAAUUAAAGCAGUUUGACACCACUUUAACUGCCAUGACUCUUUCCUACAGGAUCCGGGGACCAGAACUCUUUGACAGCGUGCAUUUCUUGUGUGCCUUCAUGUUUU
Molecule: messenger RNA, 5330 nt
Organism: Sceloporus undulatus (fence lizard)
Lineage: Eukaryota; Metazoa; Chordata; Lepidosauria; Squamata; Phrynosomatidae
Product: KIAA0513 ortholog
Exons: 13
Coding region: 545-1813 (422 amino acids)
Source: RefSeq, a predicted model, not a curated record